GCAGAGCCAACAUCUCCAAUAUUUUAUCAGUCCGAAAAUCUCCCGCGCGAUAGUUUUGAUGAAAAGUUGCUAACUGUUGACAAGGAGCCCAAUUGAUCCUGAGGCUCUCCCGAAUAGAAUUUUUAUUUGACAAAUGUGGAUGAGUUUUAGAUAAAAUUCUUGAUGCGGUGACAAGCAAUCCUUAUUUUGAACGUAAUGCCAUGUUUAAAACAUGGUUUGUAUGGUUGGCAUGGCGGCCUACUGUAUAUGAAUCACGAAACCGAUGGAAGCGAAAAAUCUAAGGUGAAAAUCGCCAGCUUGUCAACCAUCUAAUUCACCAGUUUGCGGCAUAUCUCUAUAGAACUUUUCUUACGUCCUAUUUACACUCAUUAUACUGCAAUAUUAUCUUGCUUGAUAUUUCAAAUACUCUUAGAACGGAAUGGGAAGAGAGACAGUUAUCGGGCUCGUGGGAAAACCAUCGAGCGGAAAGUCGACCACUUUGAACGCCCUCACGGAUGCCAAUGCCAAGGUGGGAUCAUUUCCGUUCACCACUAUUGACCCAAAUAAAGCAACUGGAUACAUGGAAAUGGACUGCGCGUGCAAGAGAUUCGGCAAGGAGCUGUUAUGCAAACCUAAUUACGGAUACUGCAGAAACGGCACCCGAGGAGUCCCUGUAAUGCUUCUUGACGUGGCUGGAUUGGUCCCCAAUGCUCAUUUGGGCCGCGGUUUGGGCAAUAAGUUUCUUAGUGAUCUUACAGAAGCAGACUGCUUAAUUCACAUUGUUGAUGUAAGCGGCACGACGGACGCGGAGGGCAAAGAAACCAGAGGAUACGAUCCAUUGCAAGACAUCGAGUGGCUUCAAGACGAGAUCUUCCGUUGGAUUUUGGGCAAUUUGACAGAGAAAUGGGGAUCUGUAGUGAGACGCCAUACCUCUACCAAGUCUUCGACUCUAGAGACUUUGAGAGCUCAGCUUGGUGGAUACUAUGCCAACAAGCAACUCAUUGGCAAAGCUCUAGAUCAAAUUCCCAACUUGCCUCCUCUCCAAGAAUGGGACUCAGAAAUGGUGGAGACUGUGGUGAAGGCUUUUAUGAGCGUCAAGUUCCCGACAAUAUUGGCCCUCAACAAGAUGGAUCAUCCUGACUCGGACAAAAAUGUCUCGAAAAUUAUGUUGAAGCAUCCUGAUACAAAGUGCGUCUUGGUAUCUUCGUUGACCGAGGUGUUGCUACGGAAACUCGCUGCGCAAAACUUCAUUAAAUACGAGCUGGGCACUGAAUUUGUCGAUACUGCCGAAGACCUCCCUGAUGCUGGGCUCCGAGAGCUAGACGAGAAGCUUGCAAACAGAAUUGAGAACAUCAAGGAUUUGGUUCUCUACAGGUUUGGAUCCACGGGUGUGUCACAACUACUACAAACAGCUGCCGAGGUCUUGAACCUUGUGCCUGUAUAUCCAGUGCGGAAUAUUAAUACAUUUGGUGGAAGCACGGGACCUAAUGUUUUUAGAGAUUGCGUUUUGGUUAAGAGAGGCACGCCAGUCAUCCAGGUAGCGCGAAAGAUCAUGGGUGAUGUCACCAUUGCGGCCAUCGAAGGUGUAGGUGGAACAAGGGUCGGAGAGGAGGAUACAGUCGAGAUUGGGAAGAAUGACAUUUUGUCUUUCCGUCUAGUCCCCGGUGGUCAUUGAUCUGGUAAUAUAGUGAGAGGAGAUAUGAAUAGAACUAUGGUUCCCAAGGUAUGUUUGGCGAAUUCUUUGUACUUAGGAGCCUGUUCUCUGUGUGAAAAGAUUUCCAAUGAAACGAUUUACACUGAACAUCAGUGGUUCGGAGAGCCAAGACCCACAGGUGAUAUUUGGAGACCAUGUGAGCGAAGUGUCACAUACAUUAAUACAAAUGCCACAGAGCUGCCAAUUCCAUGUUUUGACAAAAUUUCUACUAUGUUUUGUCGAAAGGCCCUGAGCACGUGUCUGGCAAACUGGGGGAAAACUAACACGAAUAACGCUUCGCUGCUUGUAAGGCUUCGCACGCACGGCUAUUAAUUGACUCAAUGGCCGAGCCGGACAUAACAUAAUAUAUGCAAGCACACGGCUUUUUACGCGUCUAUUCUUGAUCCAGGUCCUUCUUCCCUUCUUCCGAAAAAU
Molecule: messenger RNA, 2107 nt
Organism: Metschnikowia bicuspidata var. bicuspidata NRRL YB-4993
Lineage: Eukaryota; Fungi; Ascomycota; Pichiomycetes; Serinales; Metschnikowiaceae
Exons: 1
Coding region: 419-1654 (411 amino acids)
Cellular component (GO): cytoplasm
Molecular function (GO): ATP hydrolysis activity; GTP binding
Source: RefSeq, a predicted model, not a curated record